Amphibalanus amphitrite is the source of this 2226-nucleotide messenger RNA. RefSeq lists its product as uncharacterized. The record is from RefSeq and is a predicted model, not a curated record. The coding region runs from base 180 to 1955 and encodes 591 amino acids. The transcript has 2 exons. Lineage: Eukaryota; Metazoa; Arthropoda; Thecostraca; Balanomorpha; Balanidae.
GACCGGGAUCGCCUGCGGCGCCUGGGGGCGCCGGCCGGGCGGACGGAGGGUCAGUGUGUGCUGUGGACUGGUGGAGUGCGGUGCGCCAAUACACAACACAUGGCGCGGUCGGUAGAUUAUUGAACUUACAAUUCCAUCCAUGAUCUCCUAGUGCAGCAAGAAUCCUCAGGGGACGCAAAAUGACGGCAGAAGCGGCAGUUGAGCGCCUGACGGAGAUGCUGAGUCAGCAAAUGGAGACGGCGGCUCGAGACAGGAUGGAGGCACGCGAGAGAGAAGAGCGGCUAACAGAGCGCCUUCUGUCUCUGGCUACCUCUACACAAGCCGCCUUACAAGACCGUCAGGUACGUGCUGCUGAAGCAGGUGAGACGGCACAGGGUGCGCGUUUGACUACUAGCUCACUGCCCUCUGCUGCGCUGGCAUCGGCCCCGCACCUCGUAUCUGGCGCGUCUUUGAGAGAAUUUGCCGUCUGGAAAGAUAAAUAUAAGGGCCAUUGUAAAUUGACACGAAUGAGUCAAUUAUCACACGAGGAGCAAAAGGCUGCACUGAUAGCACUACUUGAUGAUGACUUGAUCAGACUGUUGAAGUACUCGUUGGGCGUUGACUUGGAUGACGCGAAUGUGACGACUGACGUCAUAAUUCAGCAGAUUGGUGACCACUUACGCAAACAGAGAAAUGUCAUUCUAGACCGACGAGAUUUUUUUCAACGGGUUCAAGAGGCUGGAGAAUCGUUCAAUGAUUUUUUGAUGGCGAUCAAAGAAAUUCACGACUUUUGCAAUUUCUGUGACCAUUGUCAGGACGAUCAGCUUCGUGACAAGAUAGUUACGGGCAUUCGUGAUACGAUAGUUCUAGAAGAGCUUCUGGCCGAUGAAUCACUCACGCUGCAAAAGGCAAUCAACAUAUGUCGAGCUCGCGAAAACGCCCAGUGUGGUCGCGAUGAACUCCAAAGUCAUUAUUUGUCCGCUAACCGUGUAUCUGCAGCCCAGAGGGGCAAACACGCCCCGGUUAAGAAGUGCGGUUUCUGUGGUGAGGAAUGGCACGCUGACCUGGCCGACUGCCAAGCCCGUUCCAGCACCUGCCAGGCCUGCGGACGGCGUGGCCACCUGGCGGUGGCCUGCAGAACCAGCGCUUCAUCACGCGGCCGCCAGAUGAGAGGGCAGCCGGUGCCCAGCCGGAGCCAAUCAGCGGCAUCUCAGGGCACUGCAGAGGCGCAGCGAGACCCCUCGAGACGGCGCUCUGGAAGAGAGAGCAAUGGACAUGCUGAAGCUGGCGUGAAGUCAGUCAAACGACUGAUAAUGAAGACGACCCAGCACGGCGAACUGGACUGUGACGAGUUCGCAAGGGGACUUCUCGAGCUACGGAACACCCCUGGCGAGCACGGGCGGUCGCCUGCCCAAAUCCUGUUUGGACACCCGCUACAGUCAUCAGUCCCGGCUCACCGCAGGGCAUUCGCUGUCGAGUGGCAGACGGCCGCUGAGAAGUACGACCGGUCUCGCGCUCACGCAACUGAGUACGUACGUGAUCAUUACAAUAGUACUGCCAAGCCUCUCCCCGCCGUGCGCAUCGGCACAACCGUCGAUGUGCAGGACUCGCGUACGGGCCAGUGGGACAGGACGGGCAUCGUGGUCGGCGUGGGUGAUCAUCGUGAUUAUCUCGUAAAGUUGCCCAGUGGUCGUGUAUUGUGGCGUAACCGGCGAUUUUUGCGCCCCCAUCGUCCGCUGUUACCUUGUUCGUUCCGCCCAUGUAGCGUUCCGUCGCCGCCUGCACGUGAUAGUUCGCCCGCGGAACGUGACGACUCUCGGCUCGUCCGAUUCCGCCUCGAUGGUGUUGAUGCGCCCUCUGUGGCGCCGUGUGCUCCCACUGUCACCUGUGAGCCUGCUCCAUUGCGUCGCAGUGAACGUGCGCGCCGUGCUCCAAGUCGCUUGGUUAUUAAUCCGCGGUUGAAGUCCUAUGAUUAAGGCACUGUGCCCACGUUGCGGCACUCGCUGUAGUUUUGUUACGUUGGUACGUUUGUGUCCAUGUGUAUGUGGCGCAGAAACAUUUUCUUUUUCUUAAACUUAAACUGUUGUACCAGUGCAGUGUCACAACAAUUUGGGGGAGGUGUACCGGCCCGUACCUGUGACCGACUGUGAUGGGCUGACCGGGAUCGCCUGCGGCGCCUGGGGGCGCCGGCCGGGCGGACGGAGGGUCAGUGUGUGCUGUGGACUGGUGGAGUGCGGUGCGCCAAUA